AUGGAGAAUUUUAUUUUAUGGCGGAGCCAGUUUUCUUGGGAGAGGCAACAGGCACAGACGUUGCAGAUCUGCAUGGUGUACUUUAGGUCUGCAACAGAAGUGGGGCAAACUUGGAUCCCCAAAGGUGCUGCCUGGCCUUCCAAGUCUGAUCUUGUUCUAGAUCACAACAUGGCUUCUGAUGACAUAGCAGACAGCACUAACAAGACCAGUUCCAGCAUUUCAGAAGUGCUGCACCUCUGUCAGAUUGAUGCUGAGACCAUUCUUGGCAACUUGGGAUUCACAGAGGAAUUAGCACAGGCUGCCACUUGGAUCCCUGAUCGGUUCUUUUCUGUUCCAUCCCAAGCUGAGGGCAUCAAUUUCCCUCUCUUUCUAAGAGCCCAGAUCCAGAGGAUUGAGAUGGAGGAUCCUUGCCUGAUGUUAGUAAGUCGGUUCAGAGAUGUUCAAACUCUGGGUGCAACAGCUGAUGAUUGCUUCUGCCUCUAUUCAUAUAUAACUAAGACCUCAGUGCAGGAGAUCCCACCUGGCCGCUUGUUCUGGGCCUUUCCAGAAAUCCCGGAUUCUUGGAAUAUUCCUUCCCAGCCAGAGUCUUCAUCUCCUCUCUAUGCCCUGCAAAAAGCUAUGCAAUUGUGCAUCCCAUCCCGGAAAGAAUGGCCCCCAAGAGCAUUCAGCGUGCAGUCCCCUGUGAAUUGCUUGGAACAGAAAAUGUGGGGCAUGAUACACAAGGCUCACAAAGAGGCUACUUCUCCAGAUGAAACCAGUGAAGAAUCUGAUGAAGGGUAA
Messenger RNA from Protobothrops mucrosquamatus (brown spotted pit viper), 780 nucleotides. RefSeq names its product thymocyte expressed, positive selection associated 1 (gene TESPA1). Lineage: Eukaryota; Metazoa; Chordata; Lepidosauria; Squamata; Viperidae. Gene Ontology annotation, molecular function: signaling receptor binding. The record is from RefSeq and is a predicted model, not a curated record.